AUGUCGACGACGGACUCUGCUGAACAAUUGGACGCUGAUAUCAGUCGUCUGCGUGCCCGUGUAGCCAGACUGAAAGCACACCGCGCGAACCUGUCUUCAAUUUUCCUCUCACAACCCCAUCUCGUGUCGCGUCUCGGUAACGAUACGACCGCGAAGCGCGUAGUCGACCAGCAGUUGAAACGAAACCUCGAGAACAUAUAUCGCGCCUGUGCAGGUGUAACCGCAUACAAAGUCAAAGACCCUGACCCGUACGCGGUGGACAAGGGUGCCAUACUGGGUGUUGGCAUCGAGGCGCCCGUCAACGGCAGUUUUGUCGACACCUACCAUGUCCUCUUCACGCUCAGAGAGUAUGGGAACUCGAAGCGACUGCGAAUCCACAAACACACCAUACCAGCAUGCCUCCCGCUACAGCAGCUGGCCAACAGGUGGUUACCGCAAGGCACGAGAAACGUGGAUGGCGCAAAGGACGCAGAGCAGGAUCUUGUCAAGUUUGGACGAGCAUUGAGGAGAGAGCUGGUCAGUUGGCAUAUGCGUCUCCAGACUGUUCAAGAUCUGAGGAAGGAGGCAAAGCUCCCCGAUGCCCGGGCAGACGAUGUGGGAGACCAUUUCGCCUCUGGUGGCAAAGUGCUAAAUGCGUUCGUGAGCGAUGACAGUUCAGAUGCCGAGGAAGAGGAUGGCAAUGGGCCAAUCCGCAUGCUUGAAUUCGAGACAGAUGCGGCCGUUCGACAGAUCACCAUCACUUGGUCAGAUGGACGCACUGCCGUGCUAGUGGUGACCAAGGACGGCAGGGUUGAGAAAGCCGUGUGCAGAGCAAGAGAUGGAGGCCGAGAUGUCAUGUCAGGUGCAAAGGCUAUUGGCCCGCUCAACGGUCUUUUACGUAGACUUUCAUCAUAG
Messenger RNA from Ascochyta rabiei, 894 nucleotides. RefSeq lists its product as uncharacterized. Gene Ontology annotation, cellular component: Mis6-Sim4 complex; kinetochore. Bases 1 to 894 code for a protein of 297 amino acids. The transcript has a single exon. The record is from RefSeq and is a predicted model, not a curated record. NCBI's taxonomy places the organism in Eukaryota, Fungi, Ascomycota, Dothideomycetes, Pleosporales, Didymellaceae.